AUGACGAGGGCAAACAGUAAUUUAGCUUUUAUGCAUUUAAGCUCAGAAGUUCAUCGAACCUAUAAAAAUGGAAAAGAACAAACACAUACCUCCAUUACACCAGAUGCGGAAUCAGGUGCCGAUGAUGAGUUUUCAUGGGGAGCGGAUAAGACUCUGGACGGAUUGUUUACAAACCGGUCGGCUGGUGGAGGGCAAUGCACAAUAUCUGACAAAUGUGAAUGGUUGUACAGUUUACACUGUAAUCAGUCCUGUGGAUGGUGCUUGAAUUUUGGUCAAUGCCAUCAUAUUGACGGGACGUGCUUAAAGGGAUGUGAAAUAGGAUUUAAAGUGGAUAAAUGUACCGAAGAAUGUCCUGUCAAACGGUAUGGUUACAAUUGCCAGGAUACAUGUAGCAUCAACUGUAGGGUCCCUGGUAGAUGUAACAGAGCGACAGGAGAAUGUCAUGGUGGAUGUCAGUCAGGAUGGAAAGGAAUUAGAUGUGACAAAAGGUGUGUUUUGGAAAUGUCUGGAUACAACUGCAAUAAAACAUGCAAUACAGACUGUUUUAAUGGAACAUGUGAUAUCACGGCAGACGCAUGUUUAUUGGUGGGUGCCCCAGAUCCACAUGGAAUCAAUAUUGCAUAUAUUAUUGGUGGAGCCUCGGCAGCCAUCUUUGUUACCGUGACUGUUGUUAUAUUUGUUAUAGUAAGCAAAAGAAGUAGAGUAAGGAAAGGACAUAAUGGUCAUCAAAAUAUAUCUACACAAGUUUUCAUAGACAAUGUAACAGCAACCAUAGAAAUCUAUAACAAGAUUGAGGACAAUGGUGGAUAUUAUGAGCUGGGUGAACUUGAAUCGGAGACAGUGAUCUGCAACAAAUGUGAAAAAAAAGGCAGAAUACCAGGAAAUUGGUGGAAUAAGUCAUCAUUUUCAUAUUGCUCGGAAACAUUAAAGUGA
Messenger RNA from Saccostrea cuccullata (small rock oyster), 933 nucleotides. RefSeq names its product multiple epidermal growth factor-like domains protein 10. The coding region runs from base 1 to 933 and encodes 310 amino acids. The record is from RefSeq and is a predicted model, not a curated record. Gene Ontology annotation, molecular function: scavenger receptor activity. The transcript has 7 exons. Lineage: Eukaryota; Metazoa; Mollusca; Bivalvia; Ostreida; Ostreidae.